AAGCAAGUGCACCAGCCACUGGAGCAAAGGUUCACCUGAGCUAUUGCAGCUCACUGCACAAGAUCAGCUAUGCUUAGAGGCUUUAGCAGUCAGUAUAUGGUCACUCUGACUGUACUUCUUCUUACCCUGACAAGCAGCCUGGGCAGUGCUCAAGAUGACAUUUCUCUACCAGGGUGGAAGAGUAAUGCAGAAUAUGUUACACAGUGUCUAAAUAAUGGACAACCGGGGGCUCUGUGUGACAUGACAGUGGUCCAGCAGGGAAAAGUGACUAAUUUGAACAUAGGGCCUCUUUCACUGAAUGGUGAGGCCUGUCUUGAGUUCUGGUACUUGUCCCCUGUCCUGCCAAACCUCUUCAGGCUCACAGUGUACUUCAGAGGCAGUAACGGUUUACAGAAGAUUUGGUCAACAACAGCCCAGUCCAGGAGUGGAGACAUGAUAUGGACUCAAGUCUUUGUACCACUCAGCAAUGUUAGACCUGGGACUCAGGUGGUAUUCAGAACAAUUCGUCCAAUGUCUCGAGGGGAGCAGGUCAUAGUAAAUCGUAUUGGUAUUAGGAAAGGCCCAUGUGGAGCCCAGUGUGAAGCCAGCACACAUCUGUGGCCUGACCAGUCCACACGCUGCCUCUGCUCUGAGGGCCAGCUCUCCUGCUCUCAUGCUCCCAGCUCAGGGAUGUGCACUGUGCACAGUCACACAGACUGCAGCACUUUCGACGGAGCGCUCUUCCGCUUCAUGGCCCCGUGCAGCUACACUCUGGCUAAGUCCUGCUCUGUGACUCCAGGCUCACCCCACUUCAGCGUGGAAGUGGUCAACAGGCAGAGUGACAACUCCUCUCUGCCAAGUGUGGAGCAGGUCAACGUGAACAUCAAUGACUUUAGGAUGUCCUUCAUCAAAAGGCAAACAAAAAGAGUGGUGGUGAAUGGAGUCUGGAGGACACUUCCCCUGACACUGAACGGUGGCAUAGUGACGGUCAGCAGUAACCCUGCAGCUGUGGUCCUGAAAAUCAGCUUUGGCCUCUCUGUGUCGUUUGACUACACCGGAGCUCUCCAUGUCACCCUCCCAACCAGCUACUCUGAUCAAGUCUGCGGCCUGUGUGGGAACUUCAACCACAACAAGUGGGACGACCUCCAGAGGCCCGAUGGCACAGAGGCCCAAAACACCACUGAUCUGGUUGACAGCUGGCAGACAGGGGGGAACGCCUCAGCCUGUGAAGUCAUUCAGGUACCACAUUACUGUGACCCACUAGAAGAGGCGGAGUAUGCCAGUGAAGCCUAUUGUGGAGCUCUGGGCUCACACACUGGGCCCUUUGCAGCAUGCCAGGAGGUGUUAGGGGCCGACAGCUACUUCAGAGGCUGUGUGCACAGUAUGUGUUCUUCUCACGGAGACCCAGAAGUGCUCUGCGAUUCACUCCAGGUGUACGCCGAUGUGUGCAAAAGGGCUGGAGUCAACCUGCCAAUGUGGAGGAACUCUUCAUUUUGCUCCCUUCAGUGUGUGGAGAACAGCCACUACAACUCCUGUGCUGAGGGCUGUCCUGAGGUCUGCUCACCUUUGGACCAGGUCUUGUCCUGUGGCAGCUGUGUGGAGAGAUGUGAGUGUGAUCCAGGCUUCAAGCUGAGCGGAGGCAAGUGUGUCCAAGCAGAAGACUGUGGAUGCUGGCGUAAUGGACAACACCAUGAGAAAGGGGCAAUAUUCAUGGAAGGAGAGUGUGAUCAGCAGUGCCUGUGUGUCGGCAACAAUAACAUACAGUGCAGAUCCUCGCAUUGCUCUGCCAGUGAGGUCUGCAGUGUUCAAAAUGGGGUUAAGGGAUGCUUCACCUUCAGUCCGGCCACUUGCAGUGUUUACGGAGAUCCACAUUACAUCACUUUUGAUGGCUUUGCGUAUGACUUCAAUGGGGGCUGCAGUUAUGUGCUAACCACCACCUGCGGAGGCCAGAGCUCGGUGGAGUUCACAGUCAUAGGGCACAAUAUGCACCCACCUCACAACAACUUCAGUAACUCCAAACUGGAGGCAGUCACUCUUGAGGUUGGGGACCUUCAGAUUACCAUCAACCAAAGCGGCUAUGUCCAUAACCACAACAGCCCCGUGCUACUGCCCUAUUUCACCAGUGGGACAUAUGGCCAGGUCAGAACCUAUGAGGACUCUGGAUACACUGUUCUGGAAACGACCUUUGGCCUGAGAAUGAUGAUGGAUAGAAAAAACAGACUGUUCCUGCAGGUGAAUGAGCACUACAAAUAUGAGCUGUGUGGACUGUGUGGCACUUACUCUGGCCGGCAGGACGAUGAUCUAGUGAUGCCUGGAGGGCAAAAUGCAACCAAUGCAUUUCAGUUUGCAGAUAGCUGGAGGGUUGAAGACAGCAACUGGUGUGUUUCUCAUCCAAAUGAACCCAGACAGUGUAAUUCACUUGAGUUGGAGCAGGCUUACAAUCACUGCUAUGUUCUGCUGAGAGAGGACUUCAGCUUAUGCCAUGAAACUAUCCACCCAGAGAUCUACAUCACCAGCUGUGUGCAUGACUACUGUGCCGAAAAUGGUAACUUCAUCACACUGUGUGAGGCUUUCAAGUCCUACGCUGCAGCCUGCGCUGUGGCUGGAGUGGAUCUGGGCCACUGGCAAGGAGGUACCAUUUGUGCUAUCUUACAAAGCACUGUUAGCCCUAUGACUACGUCCACGGCAUCUCCAGCACCAGACCAGUCAUUGUGUCCUCUGAACUGUGACUUUGAAAACAAUCUGUGUGGAUGGGAGCAGCUAGUACAGGACAGUUUUGACUGGACAAGGCAUUCAGGCGCCACACCAUCAAGCCAAACAGGACCAAGCAAUGACCACACCAAUGGAGUUGGCUUCUACAUGUACAUUGAGGGAGACAGCGUAACCCAUGGUGACUCCGCACGCAUGUUGAGUUCCCUGUGCCAGUAUGAACGGCCCAUGUGUCUGCGUUUCUGGUAUCACAUGUUUGGGUCAGCCACAGCUAUGGCUCUCAAUAUCUAUUUGCUCGAAGGCAAUAGAGCAACAAAGAUAUGGUCCAAGCAGAAUAACCAUGGUUCUGAAUGGAAACCAGGAUAUGUGGACAUCACUACCUCUGGGCCAUAUAAGAUAAUCUUAGAAGGAAUUCGAGGCUCUACUGUAGAAUCAGAUGUGGCUAUUGACGACAUCUCUAUUCACUUUGGCUCAUGUUCAGAUAGCUUCCCUGAUCUGGCUAGUGGAACCAAACCUCCUCAAACAACAAUACAACCAAUUCUUCCACAAGUCUGUAAUCUUGGCUGUAACUUUGACCAAAGCCUUUGCAACUGGAAUCAGAUGAUGACUGAUGCUUUUGACUGGACUUGGCUCAGUGGCUCAACACCAACUCUGAUGACUGGGCCUUCUGCUGACCACACUGGUGGUGGUCACUACCUUUACAUUGAGGCCAGCAGUGUGACGUAUGGAGACACAGCUCGUCUGAUCAGUUCAGAGUGCUCCAACUCUGGAGCCCAGUGUCUACAGUUCUGGUAUCACAUGUACGGGUCUGCAGACACUAUGGGUCUCCAUGUUUAUGUCGUCGAGGGCACGACUGGUCGCUUGGUUUGGCGCCAAAGAAAUGACCAAGGAAAUAUGUGGCACUUGGCACAAGUUGACCUCACAACAACAGGACCAUUUCAGAUCAUUUUUGAGGGAAGAAGAGGAUCUAAUGAUCAGUCAGAUGUGGCAUUAGAUGAUGUAUCACUUUAUUAUGGACCAUGUUCAGAUAUGAAUAAACCAGCAACAAGUAGGCCUGCCACUUCUGCUGCUCACAUUUCAACCACAUCUAAACCUCAAACAACAGCAGGACAAGAACCUGCCACCACGCAGGAACAGACAGCAUCAAGUGAUGGACCACAGUCACCAACCACAGACCAAACCGUAGAAGUAACAACCGCACCCGAACCUACCACUGAGGCUGAACCCGAAGCAGAGAUAACAACUGAUGGGUCACAACCAACUACUUCAGGAGCCUUACAGACAACACCAGUAGAGCCUGUAGAACCAACCAGGCCAACUGAAGGAAAAACAACCAAAGGACCUCAACAGCCAACAAACAAUUUUACAGGCCAAACAACACAGGACACAGCUCAUCUACACACAACACUAGCAGGAGACCAGUCAACUGUUGGUGCAGGUAACACAGAACAGCCAACACCAUCGCAAGGACCACACCACACAACUCUAGAAGAACCAGAGACAGCACCAACACAGGCUGCAACAAUAGGUCAAACAAUACAACCAACUAGGCCAGCAGAAGGGCUGACCACAGCUAACCAGGAAACAUCAGCAACUUCUAAGAGACCACAGCAAACAUCAGCAGGUACAAAUGAAGGUUCAAAUGUUACAUCACCACCACAAACGACUGCAGCAAGACCGGAGACAGGUGCAUCCACUGAAAGACCACAACCUCCAACUGAAGUGAUACCCCAAGCCUGCAGUCUCAACUGUAACUUCGACCAAAGCCUUUGCAACUGGAAUCAGAUGGUGACUGAUGCUUUUGACUGGACUUGGCACAGUGGCGCAACACCUACUCUGAUGACUGGGCCUUCUGCAGACCACACCGGAGGUGGUCACUACCUUUACAUUGAGGCCAGCAGUGUGACAUAUGGAGACACAGCUCGUCUGAUCAGUUCAGAGUGCUUCAACUCUGGAGACCAGUGUCUACAAUUCUGGUAUCACAUGUACGGAUCUGCAGACACUAUGGGCCUUCACGUCUAUGUGGUUGAGGGCACAAUCGCUCACUCAGUUUGGCGUCAAAGAAAUGACCAAGGAAAUAUGUGGCACUUCACACAAGUCGACCUAACAACAACAGGACCAUUUCAGAUUAUUUUUGAGGGGAGAAGAGGAUCUAAUGAUCAGUCUGAUGUCGCAAUAGAUGAUGUGUCACUUCAUUACGGACCAUGCUUGAAUAGACCCACAACCGCUGCACCAAUCACAACUUCACAAGUUGUUACAACAGCUCUUGGAACUUCAGAACCAGCAGAGACUCCUGCUCCACCUCCUCCUCCCACAGACAGUUCCACAGCAGCCCCUCCCACUCCUACUACAACUGCACCCCAUACAACUACAGGAGCCCAAACAACAACUGUUCCUACACAGACUACUACAACACUGAGCCCACCUCCUCCUCCAACAACUACAGCCAACCCUCUUCCUCCAGAAACUCCCGGUCCAACAGCCCCUCCCACUCCAACUACAACUGCACCCCAUACAACUACAGGAGCCCAACCAACAACUGCUCCUACACAGACCACUACAACAGUGAGCUUACCUCCUCCAACAACUACAGCCUCCCCUCUUCCUCCAGAAACUCCCAGUCCAACUCCCUCAUGUCCACGCAACAGUCACUACAGCUCUUGUGUUUCGGCUUGUGCACCCACCUGCUCUCACCUGUACGGCUCCCCUGGCUGCAGUGAAAGUGAUUGCGUACCGGGAUGUGUUUGUGAUGAUGGUUAUGUGCUAGAAAGGAGAAAGUGUGUGCCCAUCCAAGAAUGUGGUUGUAUAGAUCUCAAUGGAAAGAAAUAUAACUUUGGUGAUGUCUGGUAUUUGAGCCACUGCAGCGAAAAAUGCAAAUGUGAAAAACGUAGAGGUGUGGGAAGAAUCGAAUGUGAAGAGCAAGAAGAAUGUGAUGGAAAAGCUGUUUGUCUUCAGAAUAGCAAUGGGGAAUAUUUUUGUGAGAAAACAGAUUUCAGUGACUGCACAAUCAACGGAGACCCUGAGUACAGAACUUUUGACAACAAGAAGCACGACUUUGAGGGCGAGCACUCAUACAUGUUAGUGCAGACCAACAAUUUACCUAUUAAUCUUCAGAGUGUUUACAUAGAAGGCAUCAAUGGACACUCAGAAGAUGACGAAGACAGCAGUGAAGAAAGGCACAGUCGUCAAGCUCGAGAUGAUAGUGAUGAAGAUGAUGAUGAUAGUGAUGAGGACAGUGAUGAAGAUAAAGAGGAUGUACUGAGAGCACUGAAGAUCAGAGUGUACAAUCACACUGUGGUGUUCAAGCCACACAGGAAGCUUGUUGUGGAUGGAAGCAGAGUUGACACCCCACUCUCACCAUCUGCUGGUCUAAAAAUUAAAGAGCAUUCGUCACGCAUUUACUUGCAAACUGACUUUGGCCUUUCAGUUGAGUUUGAUGGUCACAGCAAAGCAGAAAUCAUUCUACCCCAUGUGUAUAAACGGAAGGUUGGAGGGCUUUGUGGCAACUUUGAUGGUCACAAACACAAUGACUUUAUGAAGCCAGAUGGAACACAGGCUACAAAUGUGCAGGACUUUGGAGAGAGCUGGAGAGUAUGAAUUGCAGCAAUUUUGCACUUAAUGUUUAACAAUACUGGUUGAAAUGAAACCUUACAUAUAUUAUUAUUACUACAUACAGUAUGUCUGUGUGACACAAAGGUUUUAAGACUAUAGAUGAACCUGUGUCAUCAUUCACUAUGUAUGUAUAUAUGUAUGCAUGUAUUAAAUGUGUUGCAAUGUACAGUGUUGUACUUAAUUAUAAGGGGUUGUGCAAAAAGGAUCAGGCAAUAUAUUUAAAAAUAAAAGUUAUUUUUAACAGA
This is a messenger RNA of Boleophthalmus pectinirostris (great blue-spotted mudskipper), 6545 nucleotides long. RefSeq names its product zonadhesin-like. The record is from RefSeq and is a predicted model, not a curated record. Gene Ontology annotation, cellular component: membrane. The transcript has 30 exons. Bases 70 to 6285 code for a protein of 2071 amino acids. NCBI's taxonomy places the organism in Eukaryota, Metazoa, Chordata, Actinopteri, Gobiiformes, Gobiidae.